Molecule: messenger RNA, 1893 nt
Organism: Mizuhopecten yessoensis (Yesso scallop)
Lineage: Eukaryota; Metazoa; Mollusca; Bivalvia; Pectinida; Pectinidae
Product: probable hydrolase PNKD
Exons: 9
Coding region: 163-1134 (323 amino acids)
Cellular component (GO): mitochondrion
Molecular function (GO): hydroxyacylglutathione hydrolase activity
Source: RefSeq, a predicted model, not a curated record
AUAUGCCGACCACUUCCGGUUUCGCUACAACAACAAAUCAACAAUCACAUACACAGCAUUAGGAACUAUCCCUGCUGAUGAUUACGAUUUUGGGAUUAUUACUUAUGUCCAGUUCGCAGCCAUGUACUGAUACUAAUUGUUUGGUUGUUGACAAAUAGACAAAUGGCUAAGGAAGGCAACUGUCUGUUCCGAAUUGGGUAUUUCUUGUACUCAAGGACAAGUGUGGGCAAGUUUUACCACAGACGGGACAUAGCUAAGGCAAGAGCAAAAUAUCCGGAUGGUGAGACACACAGUGUCAUACAGCCAAAGUCCUUCAAUGACCUGACGAUCACGCCUCUACCUAUCUUAUUGGACAAUUACGCCUAUAUUGUUACCUGUGGAAAGACUGGCACUUCCAUUGUGGUGGACCCUGGAGAUGCAGAACCUGUCAUAAAAUACUUGAAGGAACAAGAUAUAACACCUGCAGCUGUCCUUGUCACUCAUAAACACUGGGAUCAUGCUGGAGGAAAUGCAGAUUUUAAAAAAGAAUUUUCGGGAAUUAAAGUUUUCGGAGGGAAACAUGAUAAUGUGCCUGACGUCACAAACACAGUGGACCAAGGACACAGCCUGGAGUUUGGUAGUCUGAAAUUUUCUGUGCAAUUUACCCCAGGUCAUACUGUAGGCCAUGUUGUGUACAUUCUGGACGGGGGUCCGUAUGGGGCACCUGACUCUCUCUUCUCUGGGGACCAUCUCUUCCUGGGCGGAUGUGGUCGUAUGUUUGAGGGACCACCUUCCACCAUGCUCGGUUCUCUUGACGACAUUUGUCAACUCAGCGGGGAGACAUUGGUUUGGCCAGGUCAUGAAUAUGCAAAUGACAACAUGGAGUUUGCCUGCCACCUUGAACCAGACAACACUGCUGCUCAGGACAAAAAUGACUGGAUUAAACAACAAAGAGAAAAGCGACUGGUCACUUGCCCCUCCACUAUUGGGGAUGAGAAGAUGUACAACCCUUUCCUGAGGACCAGUAUUGAGUCUGUUCUCAAGUCUUUAGGCGUGACCUGGACUGGACCCUUCCAACCACCAACAGACAAUGUCAGGGCACAGGCACUAGCUGAAGUACGCAGACAGAAAGACACUCUCAAAUACAACUUAUGAAAAGCAUAUACUAAGUAACCAUGUAUACUCAGGAGUAACACUGUGUAGUUGUACCAUCGUUAUGGUGGUAUAUAGGUCCACAUCAUUUAUUUAAUAUAUAUCUGGUAUAUGUACUUUCAUUACGGUGAUUAGACAUUGCUUACAGUGAACAUGUGUUCACAGUAAGGCUGGGGCGAUACAGGUAGUAAUUGUAUUGAUAUAUAUAUCACGAUAUGGAAUGUUCAAUACAAUAUGUGUGAUAAUAUAUAAUUAUGCAUGUUUUCACAUGAAAAGUUUGAAAAAUAACCAACAAAGAAAUGAACAGAUGUUGGAACAUUAAAUAAUAUAGGUUAUAUGAAUUAAGAUAGUUUUUCAGCUCUGAGAAGUAAUUCAGUUAUCACACUAGUAACUUAUUAGUCAGGAUAAAAGCUAUUUGAAUUGUCUUGCCAAAUAUGUAAAAGCAAUUCAAUCCUUACUGUAGCAUGUACUUUUCCUGUAUAACGAUAUUAACGAUAAUUGUUUUCUAGUAUGAAUACAUGUAUCACACAGACGAGUAUCUAUACAUAUUGAUGUAUCAGUGUAUCGUCCCAGCUCUAAUAUUUCCAGUGUACUGGACUGUGUAUACAUAUGUGCUGCAAUAAUUGAUGUUUUGACGUUGCUUCAAUUUACAUGUGUUCUACUUAUACGAAAGGUUUUGAUAUUUUUGUGAACAAUUUUCCUGUACUUACAUUUGGUUUUUUUAUUUUGAUUUCUACAUGCAAAUAUAAAAAGAAAAUGAAA